Manis javanica (Malayan pangolin) is the source of this 3783-nucleotide messenger RNA. NCBI's taxonomy places the organism in Eukaryota, Metazoa, Chordata, Mammalia, Pholidota, Manidae. The record is from RefSeq and is a predicted model, not a curated record.
AUGAUAAAUACAUGAAUUUGAAUGGAUUUAGAGGUUAAAGGAGUUGCUGCUUCUCCUGUGAGUCAAAUUCAGCCAUUCUCUGGAAGAAAGAAGCCGCUGCAGCAAGGGUGGACCUCCAAAUCAUGGACAAUCCAGAAUCCUUGCCUACCUGUGGUCCCACGACUUGAUUUGGGAAGCCUUAUUGAUUCUGAUGAUGAGGAUAAAUUUUCAAAUAUUCCACUUAGUACAGCGCAUAUUCAUUUUAACCCACCAAAGUCAUCUUCUGCUCUUCAUUGGAUCACAUUACAUCAAAAACCAUCUUCUCAGCAUCAUCUAAGUGAACUGGAGGAGGAUAUAAUACCUGAAAAUUUGCCAGAAACAACAAACAAAUAUAAGCUAAAAUAUCAGCAAUACAAAACUGAAAUGAAAGAGGGAUAUAAAGAGUAUAGCCAGAGAAAUGCAGAAAAGACAAAAUCAAAUAUCACACAUCAACAGUCUCCAAGAAACAAGAUAGAUGACAAGUGUGUACAAGGUGAAGAAGCCAUCAUGGAUAAUCUUACAACUCUGGAUAGAAAAGCCCUCUUACAGCAGGGUUAUGCAGACAAUACUUACAGGGCACCAUGGAGAACAAGAAAAUCUGAAGCUGAAAUUGUGACUGCACAGAAGAAGAAACAGACUGUUGAAGAACAAGUGAUGAUAGACAACUUAUCUAGGGCUGUAAUCAGUGAUCCAGAACAAAAUUUAAUCAUUGAGAAACAAGAAAGUGCUCAUAUCCUUCCAGAUUCAAAGAUGGCAUCUCUUCGAUUUAGGAAAAGAACACUACAUGAAACAAAGAUAAGAACCCAUUCAACAUUAACUGAAAAUAUGCUUUCUUCUAAAGUACAAUUUGAUGGUAGGAUCAUAUCAAGAAAUGGACGCGAUGCUUGCAGAGAACUGAUUGGGUUCUUUUUUAUUCAUGACCAGUCCCUUACAGUUUAUGAAUACCGGCAGUUUGGGAAAAACAGAACAACUGUUCUUCCUUUUAUUCAAAAACAUGUUUAUAGUCAUCAGCAUGGACGAAGAAAAGGAAAACAAUACCAGCUUGGUGAUUUUUAUAUUAGUUUCCAUGUUCAAGAUUGCAAAACAAUAUAUUUUUAUCACUGUCAACAUGUAAAUUGCAGAACUGAUUCUGUGGAACAUGAGGAUGAUAUAACUAAUCAAGAAACCAAUGACAAGCUGGUCUUAAAGGCCAUUCAAGAUGUGCUAAAAGAACAGUUGUGUAAUAGAGGUGUUCGUAUUUUGACUGGAUUUGGAAAAUACCUUCAACAAAUGGACAAAGAAGGAAAUGGACUUUUAGAUAAAGCAGAUUUAAAGCAAGCUCUAAAAGUAUUUCACUUAGAAGUGUCUGAAAACGAUUUUGAGUCUGCAUGGCUAGUUCUGAAUAGCAACGACAGUGGCAAGGUUGAUUAUGGGGAAUUCAAGCGUGCCAUUAUUGGUGAAAUGAAUGAAUACAGGAAAGCAUUUGUUCGAAAGGCCUUUAUGAAACUGGAUUUCAACAAAACUGGCAGUAUACCUAUUAUAGACAUAAGAAAAUGUUAUUGUGCAAAACAACAUCCUCAAGUAAUUUCAGGCCAUUCCACAGAGGAGGAAAUCAAAUCAUCUUUUUUAGAAACAUUAAAAGAUGCUUGCAGCAAGUCUGAUGAAGUGUCAUAUGGUGAAUUUGAAGACUACUAUGAAGGUCUAAGUAUAGGGAUAGUAGAUGAUGAAGAUUUUGUUAGUAUCUUACGUACUCCAUGGGGGAUUUAGUUUUUUUAACAUAACUAGGGCAUCAACACAAAGCAUUUUAAAGAAGAUAUGAAUGUAAGUAUGAUCAAACACUGGAAUAUAUUUCUCUUGCGCUCCUUUUCUGUUUCUCACUUCUCCUUGAAAAUGCAGAGAGAACUUUAUGGGUUUGUUUCCAAGUUCAUAAUUUUAAAAUAUGUGUGUUAAGAUGACAUAAAUUAGAAAAGAAACAGUGUAAAAGACUGGGUUUUUUUUGUCCUCAAAAAGUUUAGUCUGGAAAGAGAAAUGUUCAGAAAGAUAGAUGUAGAAGGAUGUGUAUGUUCGCAUGAAUGUCCAUAUGUUUGUAAAGAACUUUUUGAUUUAUUAUUUAUCUUGAAUAUAUGUUAAAGGUUAUAUAUUAUAACAUAUAUUAUAAGUUAAUAUAUGUUAAAGGUUAUAUAUUAACCUUUAUAGGAAAGAUGCUCUUUAUCAGUCUAUAUGAGAGACUUAUGUGGUAACCAAGUUUCUUGUUCAUUGCUUUUCUGCUACCCAUUCUCUGAAAUAUAAUUGGCAUCAUUCUCAAUUUAAUAAAUUUGGCCCAAAGCCUAUGAGAUUGAAAUAGCUUAACUUGUUUUCAAACAUAUGAAAAUGGUAAAGUAAGUAAAAGAUAUACAGAAAAAAUUUUCCAUUCAGUGUGAUUAUAGACGUUUUCUUUUGUAACAGAAAUAUUUAGAAUGAUGGAGUCUUAUCCCUAAAAUGCUAAAUUAUAUGCUGUGUUUGUUUAAUAAAGUACAAUGUAAUUAUUCUAAUGAUGAAUUCUGUUCAUUCAAUUAUUCUAUUUUUGUAACUGCAAUUAUUAUUACCUGCACAGAAACAACACAAAAUUCAGGGUGGGGGUGGGAUGGGAGGAGGAAUGUUUUCUUAGAUUUUUAACUAAAGAUCUCAAAAAGUGCAUUAUCACAUAUAUGGAAUAAGAGAUAGUUAGUAAUUCUUAACCAAAAUGCAAACAGAUAUUUUCUGUCCUAAAAUCAAUAUAUGUUAUUCUAAACAUCUUUUUGGUAUAUUAAAAAAUAGAAGCAUUUUCUUCAAAAUAGGUAAUUAUUUAUGUAAUAUGUUGUAAACAUUGUUUUUUGAAAUUUUUUUCUCUGUUUCUCACUUCUCCUUGGAAAUGCAGAGAGAACUUAAUGGGUUUGUUUCCAAGUUCAUAAUUUUAAAAUGUGUGUUAAGAUGACAUAAAUUAGAAAAGAAAUAGUGUUGAGCAAAAUAUAAAGUGGUUCAAAAUGAAACUGUGUACUUUGUAGAAUAUGACUUUUGGUAUAUAACUUUAUUUACCUGUACCCUUGACAAUAUUACCAGAAAUGUGUGUGAAUCCAAUAAAUUCAAAGCACUACUUUUUCAAGAUUUGAGAGGGUACUAAAACUCACUGUGAAAAUGUCAGAAAGAAAGUAUGUAUAAACAGUUUGGUGCAAUUUCCAUUAGCUAAACUCUUUAUUUCUCAGACUUUGUUUCAAUUAGGCUAUUUUAAUUAAAACAAUAUGCUGAAAGACAUUUGGUAGAAAUAAGUCUGUAACACUAUUUCUGAGUCAUAUCUUUUUCUUGGAAAAAUGUAUCCAACUACAGUCAUCUUAACCCUACAAAUUGCCCUCAUGUUAAAAUGACUAAUACUGUGAGCAUCCAGUAUGCAUGCAGUAUUUUUCAUUCAGGAAUUUUUAUUUAAUUUUCCUCAGCAAAUCUGUUCUUAAUAUUGUUAUGUCAUAUUUUCCUGUGAAUAUAAUCAGAAAAUGUAUAGGCUGUCAUAUUGUAAAAUAAAGAGGAAAUUCUUCUGGGAUUUUACAUAUUAACAUGAUAGCAUACUCUUAACUAAACCUCCAGCCUCUUAAUAUAAAUAUUCAUAAGAGGUUACUUGUAGAUUUCUCUAUUUAGGAGAUACAACUUUUUUGUACUUACUUUCUUAUCAUUUUACACUGUUAUUUCCAUGUCAAGUUAGAAAAACAAUAUUUAGUAUGUUUUUUUGGAGCAUUUUGUUAAAUGAUAGUUGGUGAUGCAAUAAAUCAUUCUGUUUUU